This is a messenger RNA of Prunus armeniaca (apricot), 1308 nucleotides long. The record is from the annotation of a GenBank genome assembly. NCBI's taxonomy places the organism in Eukaryota, Viridiplantae, Streptophyta, Magnoliopsida, Rosales, Rosaceae.
AUGAUGAAUUUUGGUAAUUUGAUGAUUUUGAUUCAUUUUUAUUUUAUUUCUGGUAUAAGCAGUAUCCCCGCAAGAGCAGCAUCAAUGCGUGAUACGCAGACAAUUAUUAGGAAGAAAUGGGUGACACUGAUAGGCAGCAGCAGCAAUAGCAACAGCAGCAGCAAGUGGUCGAAACAUGUCCCAGAUGAUAUCAUGCAACCGAUUCUACAACGGCUAUGCAUAUUCGAUUAUGUUCGGUGUCGCUCAGUAUGCCGUUCAUGGCGAGAGUCUAUUGAUAGGGCAAUUGCCAGCAGAUGGUGUCGUCCUGCUCCUCAACUUCCAUGGCUUGUAUAUCGUCGGUCCAUGUUUUCAUUUUGUCUUUCAAAGUUUUCAUUUAAACGUCAGCAUAAUAUCAAAUUAAGUCUGCCGAAUGAUGAUGACCAUGAUGAUUAUGUUGGGUCAAUCGAGGGGUGGUUGAUGAGAGUCGAUUGGACUGGAUCCAUAAUUACCUUAUUGAAUCCCAUCUCAGGUGGCCGAGUGAUGCUUCCACGAUGCAAACAUGAGGUCACUGCUCCUUUCAUCAGUAAAGUUGUAGCCUCCUCGGUACCAACCACAACAAGCCCAUCAUCUCUUGUUGUGGUCUGCCUUUCCACGAAUGUUGAAAGAACGAAAGUCUGUAGACCCACUGAUUACACGACGACGCUGGCGGUCUGUAGACCCACUGAUAAAUCAUGGACCCGAAUUGAAGAGGGCCUCAGCUUUGAAGAUAUAGAAUUCAUCGAUGGGAAGCUAUAUGCUGCAACCAACAACCCGUCGGAGUCUUUAAUAGUGUUUAAGUUUGACACACAUAAUCAUGAUGAUCAGCAGCAGCAGCAAAUCCAAUAUAGGGCUGAAAGGUUGGUUGUACUUGACGACUCCGGGCCAGAUCGUGUGAGGUUCGAGCAUAUAUUUAGGAUAAACAAGAGUCGUCUUUUCCUUGCAAAAGAUUUCUCUGCAUCAACGGAGUUGUUUAUGAUUACUUUUCCAGACAAUUUUCUAGACGAGAAGCUGUUGCUAUGUCCACAUGAUUAUGCUGAAGAAUUUCAAGUUUUCAAGCUGGCAUUCGAUAAUAAUGCUGCUGCUAAUAAUGGUCAUCCUCCACCUCCUCCUCGAUGGGUAGAGAUUGUCGGAUUUCGUGAUCGGAUAUUGUUUCUAUUCCAGAAAGUCAGGGAAUACCUUGACGACGUUGACACUAAUGAUCUGCUUAAUAAUGAUCUAGUACACGGCAUCUGUACAUGUAUAAAUUUAUUAAGGCGACGAGCCGUAUGGCUCACCCCAAAUCCUUGGUAG